CCUGCCCGGACUAAUGUGAGAAUGUAAUUGUUGUGGGUCUGGAGGUUGUGUAGACGCUUGCUUCUUGCAUGGAUUAGAGUGGUAUGAUGAUGAGGUUGAAAGAAGAAAGAGAAGCAAAGCGCUCUCACAUGGAUCCCAGACAUGACUAUAUUGUGAGAACUCUUGCUGAGAAUAUGCAGUUUGAUGCAUUGGAAGUUGAAGAGUGCCUGCUGGAUGGAAAUCAGGUGUAUUACAUGGACAGCUAUUUCGAGGCUGGUGGGCCCACUUGUUUGAUGUUCUUUUGUGAGGGUGCACAGCGAUCUGUGCCAGUAGAGGCAACAGAUGGAGAUGGAUCAGCAGCAGCAGUCAAGCCUCAAGUCCCAGUACAUAAAUCAAAGCUGAAAGUCUUCUUGACAGAUGGGUCACACGAACCUUUUCCUGGCACGUGUGCUUUUUUUCUCCGACUAACAUCAAAGGCAAUCACUAUUCACAACAUCAGCAGCGAGAUACACUUUGGCAUGCUGGAAGCAAAUGGAGGCGGGAUUCUUGGUGCUGUUCGGCAUCUUUUGUCAUCUGUAUUCAUUCCAGCUUUGCAUAGCUAUGAUAGCUGGGGCCAGGGAGACAGUAAAGAGAUUGAACGUUUACGUGGUGACUUUUUGGUUAAACUGGAAUCGUUUGUUCAAAUCCUUGCUGGAGCUGAAGCAAGUCUUGCUGACCUUGUGUCACUUCCAGCAUGUGAUGAAGUUGAUUUUGCAUCAAUAACAACACCGUCUGAUUAUUUACGAGCUGCUGACAACCCAGAAAUGGUGGAGCAACUCGAACGAUGCUUGACAACGUGGUGCAAAGAAUUGGAACAAAUUUUGACUAAGAGUGACCAGAUGCGCAAAGAAACCAAUGAUGUUGGUCCACGAGUGGAGCUUGUAUACUGGAAACAACGUAUGGCACGGUUCAACUCACUAUUAGCCCAUGCCAAGAGCAAAGAAUGCAAAGCUGUAGUUGGUGUCCUUCACAUUGCAAAAUCAAAAUUACUCAAGACUUGGAGAGAACUGGAUUCUCGUAUUACUGAAGGCGCCAAUGAAGCUAAGGAUAAUGUGAAAUUCCUUCAUACUCUGGAGAAAUACUGCGAUCCACUUUAUCGAAGUGAUCCGGUGAGUAUGGUAGAUGCCUUACCGGGCCUCAUCAAUGCCAUUCGCAUGAUACACAGCUACUCUCGUUGUUACAACACAGCAGAGAAAAUGACAGCUUUGUUUGUAAAGGUUACAAACCAGAUGAUCACAGCUUGCAAAGAUUACAUUACAAGUCAUGGUUUCCAUCGUGUUUGGGACCAGGACAUGCAAACAUUGAUCCCUAAGCUGCAGGCUUGCUUGAGACUGAAUAAUGAAUACCAACAGUGUGUCCAACGAGUAAAACAGAAGAUUUUGGAGCAAUCAGAUGAAAGGCCUCUUAUAUUUAGUGAGAUGUAUGUAUUUGGCAAAUUCAAUGCAUUCGGUCGACGCCUUGAAAAAAUCAUUGACAUUCUGAUGAUCAUCAAGACGUACCAGAUUUUAUCUGAAUCUCACAUUGAAGGAAUGGAAGUGGCAGCCAAUCGCUUCCAAGUCAUCAUUAUUACACUGAAGAAGAAACCAUAUGAUGUUUUGGAUCACCGCAAGACUGAUUUUGAUGUUGACUAUCGGGAUUUCAAGUCAAACAUUAGUGACUUUGAAGUCCAGUUGCAGAUGUUCUUCAACCAGUGUUUUGAACGAAUUCCUUCAACCCGAAGAGGGUUGCAACUGUUGGCUCGAUUUGAACGUUUGAAAUUACCAUGUCUUGAUGUAGAAGAGAAAUAUCAAAUGAUCCUUCUCCACUACCUGCGAGACAUUGAAAACACAACAAAGUUGUAUAAUCAGAACAAAUCAGAUCCACCCGUGGAAAGCACAAUGCCACCAGUUGCUGGAAAAAUCCUAUGGGCAAGGCAACUACUACGAAGGAUUGAAGAACCAAUGACUGUAUUUCAAGAGUACUCUGUAGUCCUAAAGAUGCCCUCUGCCAAGAAAGUUAUCAAGAAAUACAACAAUUUGGCAAGAGUUCUUGUGGAAUUUGAACUGAUCUACCACCAAGCAUGGCUAAAACAGAUGGACAUUGUAGCUCAAGGUAUCCAUGUCACUGUGUUAGUGAAACAUCCAAAGACCAAGGAUCUCCUGGUAAACUUUGAUGAGUCUGUGCUGCUUGUCAUUCGUGAAGUAGAGGUUAUGGAGAAACUGGGACUUGACAUACCACUCACUGCCAUUGGUUUGAAGUCAAAACAAGCUGCUUUCAAACACAAGUCCAAUCAGCUUCAGGUGAUGUUGAGUGAGAAUGCCAGAGUGAGACAGAAAAUUCUUCCCUUAUUUGCCAAUCUGUUCAAUCCUCAUUUGGCUAAAGUUGAUGUUGCUCUUGGGGCUGGUCUUACUCUCAUCACAUGGACAUCAGUGACAUUCGAUGCCUUUGUCGAUAAAGCAAAGUGUGCUAUGUCAGAACUGGAGCUUCUUAUAGAUAAAGUCAACAACAUCUAUGAAAAUCUCAUUACAGUAUAUUUGAAUGAGAUUAGUUGUUGUGUUCUAUGUGAACUACCUGAGUUGGAGCCAUUGUCUACUGAAGAGUUUCUUGUGCAAACUCAGGAUUGUAGUGAGAAAGCUGCUGAAUUCAUCAACUCACGCAGCACUAUGAUUGAAAAUGCUGUUCAUUCAGUACUCCAUCUUCUACUUGACAGUGAUGAAUAUGAAGACAAUGACGAUGAAGUUGAGAGCCAAGUUCUUGAGCUUCAAUUUAAGUAG
This is a messenger RNA of Corticium candelabrum, 2771 nucleotides long. Its product is annotated as dynein axonemal heavy chain 5-like. NCBI's taxonomy places the organism in Eukaryota, Metazoa, Porifera, Homoscleromorpha, Homosclerophorida, Plakinidae. Gene Ontology annotation, cellular component: axonemal dynein complex. Gene Ontology annotation, molecular function: dynein intermediate chain binding; minus-end-directed microtubule motor activity; dynein light intermediate chain binding. The coding region runs from base 84 to 2771 and encodes 895 amino acids. The record is from RefSeq and is a predicted model, not a curated record. Gene Ontology annotation, biological process: microtubule-based movement. The transcript has 16 exons.